This is a messenger RNA of Prunus persica (peach), 4450 nucleotides long. Its product is annotated as subtilisin-like protease SBT1.7. Bases 902 to 3178 code for a protein of 758 amino acids. Gene Ontology annotation, biological process: proteolysis. Gene Ontology annotation, molecular function: serine-type endopeptidase activity. The record is from RefSeq and is a predicted model, not a curated record. NCBI's taxonomy places the organism in Eukaryota, Viridiplantae, Streptophyta, Magnoliopsida, Rosales, Rosaceae. The transcript has a single exon.
CUUGACCAAUCCACUCCAAACCGAGCCACCAAACGUCACCUAAGGGUAUACAUUUGUUGAUCCAAGGAGGAGAUUUGAACAUGAAACUUCUUAUAAUAUUUAAAGAUAAAAACCACUACACUAACACGUAGUUCACUUGACCCAAAAAAAACAUGUAGUUCAUAUAACAAUGGUAUACUUGGAACUUAAAUGUAAUAAUUCACAAAAUAUUUUUUUUCUAGCAAAAUGAGUUUUCUUAAUAACCCUGUUAGUGUAAAUAACUCUUUAUUUAAUCCCAAUUAUAUUGCCAUUUGAACACUAUUAACUGGUGCGGAUGAUAAUUUCAGUACAUUAUAAAAAAAAAAUUAAAAAAAAUUAACCACUUACGUGACCUAUGUCAAUGGUUUGACUCUUGCAGUGAGCUCAAAUAUGUAAAUUAAAAAUAUUGGCCUGCUUAUUUGAUAAUUCAUUUUGACAUUAUCAAUUUUUACCCCGCUGGAGACAUUCUCAACUUGUAUCAGCAUCAAGCUCCAAAACUAUGUACCAAGAGCAACAACGAAUUUUAACAAGAAUGAUAAAAAUAAAAUAAAACAAAAGUUGGCACCAAAUUGCUAGUAAAUCUAGUGUAAGUUAUAACAUAAAGCCUAUCGCCAGUUUGGUGUAAGUAACUAUGGAUUUGCGAGCAUUACCAAGUCCUCUAUAUUAAUUCCAUAACUCCAGCACAGGUUUUGGACUGUUAUGUCAAGGACAAUUUGGCAGCGCUUUAAUUUAACCAAGUCACAACAAGCCAACCUUCACCUUCAAUCUGUACAAGAAAUGCAGGCUUUUUCCAGCUCGAUCUCUUGCUAUUUUCUAUAUAUAAUUGCUUCAGUGGUAGACAAACACAGAGCACUUGUACUCCCAAGUUCUUCUUGAUCAAAAGAUGGAGAACAAAAAGUGUGUGAUGUUGCAGAUUAUAUAUCUUCUUGGCUUCAGUGUCAUGUUUUAUUUAUCAGUAGCAGUUGCUGCGGAGACAGGUGAGGGCAAAAGUAGCAUGCAAACUUACAUUGUUUGGGUGAAAAGGCCAGUCCAGAACUUGUUUUUUGUAAAAUCUCAUGAAGAUUUAGAGAGCUGGUAUCACACAUUUUUGCCGGACACUAUUGCAAACUCAAACGAGCCGACAAAGUCAAGAAUGGUUCAUACAUACCGCAAUGUGGCCACUGGAUUUGCAGCAAAACUGACGCCAGAGGAAGUAAAGGCAAUGGAACAGAAAGAAGGGUUUGUGUCUGCUCAUCCAGAGAGGAUUCUGCCUUUGCACACUACUCAUAGUCCUAACUUCUUGGGGUUGCAGCAAGGAUUGGGAGUCUGGAAAGGAGCAAAUUACGGUGAAGGUGUGAUAAUUGGAGUUUUGGAUACAGGGAUCGGACCGGAUCAUCCUUCAUUUAGUGAUGAAGGAGUACCGCCUCCUCCAGCUAAAUGGAAAGGUAAGUGCGACUUCGAUGGAACAUUGUGCAAUAACAAGCUUAUUGGUGCAAGAAAUUUCCAAAGCGGAAAAACUACAGGAGGCCCUCCAGUUGAUGACGAAGGCCAUGGCACCCACACAUCCAGCACAGCUGCAGGGAAUUUUGUGAAAGGAGCCAAUGCUUUUGGAAUGGCCAAUGGCACAGCGGCUGGCAUGGCACCUUAUGCUCAUUUGGCAAUGUACAAAAUCUGCUCUGAGGAUGGUUGUACAGAAGGUGACAUUGUAGCUGCUCUAGAUACUGCUGUUGAAGAUGGUGUGGACGUGCUCUCCCUUUCACUUGGUGGUCCUUCAUUUCCUUUCUAUGAAGAUGGAAUUGCAGUGGGUGCAUUCGGAGCAAUUCAAAAAGGAAUUUUUGUCAGUUGUUCAGCUGGAAAUUCUGGUCCUUCCUAUGAGUCUUUAUCCAAUGAGGCCCCAUGGAUUCUCACAGUAGGAGCAAGCACCAUUGACAGGAGCAUAAGAGCAACAGCCUUGCUUGGAGAUCAUGGAGAAUUUGACGGCGUAUCUUUGUUCCAGCCUAAAGAUUUUAAUUCAACAUUGUUACCUCUUGUUUAUCCUGGUGCAAAUGGCAACCCAUCAUCAGCUUUAUGCAGUCCAGGAUCCCUUGAAAAUCUUGAAGGUAAAAUAGUGGUGUGCGAAGGAGGAAGAGGAAGAGUUGCCAAAGGGGAAGAAGUGAAAAGAGCUGGUGGUGCUGCCAUGAUUCUUGUGAACCAAGCGAUAGAUGGCUAUAGCGUCUUAGCUGAUGCUCACGUCCUCCCUGCAACACAUGUGAGUUAUAAGGCAGGUUUGGAUAUCAAAGCCUUCAUAAACUCAACCUCAACACCUACAGCCACAAUCUUGUUUAAAGGCACUGUCAUCGGAGAUCCACUUGCUCCCAAGGUUGCUUCCUUCUCAUCAAGAGGACCAAGCACUACAAGCCCUGGAAUUUUGAAGCCUGACAUCAUUGGUCCCGGUGUUAGCAUCCUAGCUGCAUGGCCUGUUUCUGUAGACAAUGGAACAGAAGGCAAGGCAACAUUUAACAUGGUUUCAGGUACCUCAAUGUCAUGCCCUCACUUAAGUGGCAUUGCAGCCUUGCUCAAAAGCUCCCACCCUGACUGGUCACCAGCUGCCAUUAAGUCAGCAAUCAUGACAACCGCUGAAGUAGAAAACCUCGCAGGCUCUGCCAUUGUUGACCAAACACUUUUUCCAGCAGAUAUCUUUGCCCUUGGUGCAGGCCAUGUUAACCCUUCAAAAGCAAAUGACCCGGGGCUUAUCUACGACAUACAACCAGAGGAUUACAUUCCUUACUUGUGUGGUUUGAAUUACACAGACGAGCAGAUACAGGUCAUCACCCAACAAACAGUGAACUGCUCUCAAGUAGGAGCCGUACCAGAAGCACAGCUAAAUUAUCCUACAUUUUCUAUCAAAACCGGGUCCUCAGAGACUAGGACUCAGUAUUACACAAGAACGGUGACGAAUGUUGGCCCAGCGAAUUCAACUUACAACUUGGCUCUUGUAGUACCACCUAAAGUGGGCAUGAGUGUAAAUCCUCAGGUGCUCACAUUCACAGAGUUUAACCAGAAAAUUACCUACCAUGUCGAGUUCAACGCACACGACGAUGCUGGGAAGGACGGUGUCCCAUUUGCUGAGGGAUAUUUGAGAUGGGUUUCUGAUAAGCAUUCUGUUACCACUCGAAUAGUUGCUACCUUCAGCACUCAAUGAACUUAAACUUGGACCCAGAAGAAAAUAUCACAAGCUUGCAGAGAAUAACAGAAAAAAUUGAAACCCAAAAUAAGUACUACUCCGUUGGUGCCAUUCUAGUCUUCAAGAUUUGAUCUUUAACUUGCAAUCCCCUCCAUAGCAAUGUCUCUCUGUGUGUGUAGGAUUCUGAUUGUGAUUGUAAGGCCAACCAUUUCUUACAUAAUGUUUCAACCAAAAAGAAAACAGAGUUCUUUAAUGUUAUUUUUCCAGAUAGAGCUAGUUGUGGAGGCAAGCACUAAUAUUAAUAUAUGAAUGGCAUCAACCAAUAUACAAAUUCGGGCAGUGGUUUACAUGGUAACUGAAAAUUUGGGGAUUUUCUAACCAGCCCAAUAGACAAACUUAUAGGUGCUUCAAGCCAAGUCUGCAAGGUUUAAUAGGAUACAUACCUUGAAUUGACAAUUGGGUUUCAGAAUCCAAUCUUCCAUAAUGCAGUGUUCUGAAGACUAAUCAGAGUAGGGGUUAGAGUGUUUUAUGUGGUAGUUGUGCUGGGUUUUUAGGAAGUGAGAAUUCUUCUUGUUGUUCUUCUUCUUUCCUUUUUUGAGCCCGGGUGUACUGAUUAAAUAUUCGGGUGAAUUUGAAGUCUACUGAUUUUUUCAACCAAUAAAUCCUGAAACCAAAGGAUUCUGGAGCAGGUUAUGUGAUAGUCGUAAAAAGAGCCACCAACUAGUUUUUGGUGUAGUAACAUUUCUACUUACUAAUGGAAGAAAUCAUAAGUUUAAUCCAAUGUCCGUUAGGGGGUGGCUACAGACCGUUCUCAUCUCAAAUUGGAAUCAGAAUAGGCACUAUUCGUUCAGUAAUUCGGUCCCAUUUUAACGAAAAAAAUUAUUAAACCAUUUCGGUCUAAUUUGCCCAUAAAUUGGUUCAGUUUCGGUUUUUUGGGUUUUGGACCAGAAUCUUUUUUUUUCUUUUUUUUUUCUUUUUUUUUUCUUUUUUUUUCAACAAAACCCAACUAAAAUUUUAUAUUUUGGGCUUAAAAAUUCAUAAAUGGCCCAAUUUCACGCAAAGGGAGGUGAUUGUGCCUAGAAAAGAGAGGUGAUUUGGAGUUACGUUUGGGGAAAGAUUAGUUAUGGGCAUAGAAAUUUAGCAUUGAAAUUAAAUAUUUUAUUGAAAAAAUAAAAAUGCACAGUGGAUUCAGUUUUUUCACUACAAGAACUAGAAUCGGACCAAAUCGAUUUGGUUUGAUUUUUGAUCCACCCAAUUUUUUUCUUGUUUUUUCGGCUUAAUUCGGCUCUA